Messenger RNA from Drosophila ananassae, 1032 nucleotides. RefSeq lists its product as uncharacterized. NCBI's taxonomy places the organism in Eukaryota, Metazoa, Arthropoda, Insecta, Diptera, Drosophilidae. The record is from RefSeq and is a predicted model, not a curated record. Gene Ontology annotation, cellular component: cytosol. Gene Ontology annotation, molecular function: zinc ion binding; cytidine deaminase activity. The transcript is spliced from 3 exons. Bases 113 to 907 code for a protein of 264 amino acids.
AUAUACUCAAAAUCAUCUAUUAUCUAGAAAACAAUUUCCAAAGUUUAUAAAACAAAAUUGUUUGUAGAGAAAGUUACCUUGGAAUACUUUAUCCCACUUCCCUUCAUUUAAUAUGGCCGAGAAGCGUAAACUCCUUCAGCGGUACAUGCAGUGCCUGAACGAGAUGCAGGACGAGCUCCGGCGGAAGGAACUGGCCAAGAAAAUGGAGACGCUCGAGAAGCUGCAGUGCGAACUGGCCCGUCGCCAGGAACAGAGGGUCGCCCAGGGCGGUGGUCAAAUGGGCAAGUCAGAGCGUCGCCAGUACCUCAAGGAUAAACUCAAGUCCUACCAAAAGACCUUGAAAGGAUUGCUCUGCGAAUUGGCUCGUCGGGAGGCCUUUGCUAACGGAGAGCGGGGUCGGGUUAGCGAAUCCGACAAUCUCCCCCAUCCGCUGAAGCUAGACGAGUUUACAGUGGCCUUUCGCUAUGUGGGUGAAGAUGGGCGCGAACUGUUAAUGGCCGCCCUUGCCGCCCGGAGGUGCGCCUAUGUACCCUACAGCAAAUUCAAGGUGGGAGCCGCCUUCCGGGCCAAAUGCGGUCAAAUCUACUCGGGUUGCAACAUCGAGAACGCGGCCUUUACGCCCGGAAACUGUGCGGAGCGGUGUGCUCUGGCCAAGGGCGUUAGCGAGGGCGAGAAACGGUACACGGCAGGUGCCGUGGUGGCCUAUCAUCCGGAUGGUUUCACCACACCCUGCGGCGUAUGCCGACAAUUUAUCCGGGAAUUUGCAACGAGGGACUUUCCCAUUUACAUUGCCAAGGCACCGCCACCAGAACAGGAGGGCUGCAUUCCAGCCAUCGAUGACGACGAAGAGGUGCUGGUGACAUCUGCCUACAAUCUUCUGCCCCAUAGCUUCAGUGCAUACGAGUGACACAGCAACUUGUGUACCGGUUAAGGACUUUCCUCUACUAAAUUUGGGAUAAAAUCCAAUCAGUCCACCUGACCUUAAAUUAUUUUUAUAAAUUAUGAAUAUCUCAAUAAAUCCAUGAUCCGCAA